AUGAUAGAAGAUAAGCAAAUAAAUGUGAAAAUUGAUAGUGAAAUUAAAUAUAAUAGAAGGCAUAAGGGAAAGAAAAAAAAUUUAGAAAAUAAUGAUUGUCACAAUGAAUUAUAUAAAUAUAAAAGAAGUUUACAUUUAAUUAAAAAAGCUAUAAAACUUAUAAAAAAUCACUAUUAUAAUAAAAUAAAUAAGGUUGAUACUCUAAGAAUAAGACAAAAAAAAAAAUUAUUUUAUUUUAAAAAAGAGAAUAUAAUUUUAGAAGACAAAUGUACUUUUUAUUCUGAACAUGUAGAAGAAUUAAAAAAAAUAUAUACAGAUCAAUUAAACAUGAAAAAUGAUAGGAUACAAAAUCUACAGGAGAAAAUAGAUAAAAUGAAUGGAAGUUAUGACAAUAAAUGUGAAUCUAAUCUUAUUAGAAUUUUGAAAUUACGUGAAGAUCAAAUUGAAAGAUUAUCUCAACAACUGAAUACAAUAAAUAAUUUAUAUCAUAAACAAGUUGAUAAUAAUAAAAAAUUAAUUGAGGAAAUAGAAGAUUUAAAUAAAAGUAUACUUUACCUCAAUAAUAAAGUUCUAGAAGAAAAGAAGAAUACAGAAGAUAUAAAGAAAAAAUUUAAAUUUUAUAGAAAAUAUAACAGAAAUAGAAAAAAAUUUAAACUUAAUUUUGAAAUCAUUAAUCAUCAGGGAGAAAAACAAAAAGUAAAAGAGAAUGAUGAUAUAUGUCUAUCUAUUUUAUGUCUACUUAAAACAGAAUUAGAAACUAUAGAUGAUGAAAAUAAAAAAAAAAAAGUAAAAGAAGAAGAUCAAAAAGGAUUCAAAAUAAAAAAUAAUAAUUUCUUUAAAAAAUUACUAGAAUCAAAUCAUAGGUAUAAAAAGAGUAAUAUUUUCGACAAUAUUUAUAAAAAACAAUUUUUUACUUUUUAUGAAGAUAAAUUUACAGAAAAUUAUAAAGUUAAUUUUGAAAAUAAAAAAAUUUUUUCUUUUCCUUUAAAUUACAAGAAAAAACUGAACAAAUACAGUAAUAUGUAUAAUUCUGAAAAGAAAAACAUUGAAAAAACGGAUAAUAAAAAUAAAGAAAAUUUGAAUAAAGGUGAUACAUGGAAUUAUUUAUCACUAAGUGAUAUUUAUUUUUAUAAUAACUUUAAUGAGAAUUUUGAUAAUAAUAGUGAGUAUUUUAUUAGAAAAAGAGAGAAAUGUUACAAGAAUUGUAAAGAAAAAUAUAAUAAAAAUAAUUAUGAGUAUAAUGAUAAAACUAAUAGUAUUCAUGACUAUAUGAAGCAUAAUGACUACGAUAAAAUAAAUAAUAACAAAUGUGAUAAUAAAAGGAAAAAAGACAAAAAUAAUAAAAAAGAUAAUAAAUAUAAUAAAUAUAAGAACAAAUCUAAUAUUAACUAUGAUAAUGUAAAUAGUAGUGAAUAUAUUUAUAUAAAUGAUAGUAAAAAUAAUGACGAUAAAAGUAACAAUGAAAAUAAUCCUAAUCAAAACUAUAUUGAAUACAACGAUAUAAGUAACAAUAUAAAUAAUAAUGAUAAAUAUAAUAAUAAUGAAAAUAAUAAUGAAAAUUAUAAUAAAUAUAAUAAUGAAAAUAAUAAUGAAAAUAAUAAUGAAAAAAAUAAUAAAAAUAAUAACGAAAAUAAUAAUAAAUAUAAUGAUGUAAGUAACAAUAAAAAUACUGUUGAUAAAUAG
This is a messenger RNA of Plasmodium gallinaceum, 1683 nucleotides long. Its product is annotated as conserved Plasmodium protein, unknown function. Bases 1 to 1683 code for a protein of 560 amino acids. Lineage: Eukaryota; Apicomplexa; Aconoidasida; Haemosporida; Plasmodiidae. The transcript is spliced from 11 exons. The record is from RefSeq and is a predicted model, not a curated record.